This is a messenger RNA of Biomphalaria glabrata, 6588 nucleotides long. RefSeq lists its product as uncharacterized. The record is from RefSeq and is a predicted model, not a curated record. The transcript is spliced from 12 exons. Lineage: Eukaryota; Metazoa; Mollusca; Gastropoda; Planorbidae. Gene Ontology annotation, biological process: regulation of transcription by RNA polymerase II. Bases 164 to 3058 code for a protein of 964 amino acids. Gene Ontology annotation, cellular component: RNA polymerase II transcription regulator complex. Gene Ontology annotation, molecular function: DNA-binding transcription factor activity, RNA polymerase II-specific; RNA polymerase II cis-regulatory region sequence-specific DNA binding.
AAAUAAAUGUAAAUGCUAACUAUUAAUAUUUUUUUUAAAUUUUCAUUUAAUUGACGGAUUAUGGUCGUCUGGGACUGCAGGCAACAGCAUGUUUUAGCGGAAUCUGAGUUUCUGUCUUUAGUCCAGAAGUCAGACUAUGUCUCUUACAGUCAAGAUGUAGGCAAUGGCCGAUGACAAAUAUUUGUUAAGGCCAAAGCUGACUACUCAAAAUUUAUCUAGGAAUCUUAUUCAGCGACCAGAACCUCGUCUAAAAAAAUGCUUGUCUGAUAAACCUAUUUCAAGUGGAAAUAAAGAACAGAAGCCUAAUCGGUAUCCCAUAAAAUUACUGAAGCCUACCGGUAAAGAAAAUAUGGAACCAGAUACAUCCAUAGUGAAGUCAGCUGUACCGAAAAGCAACAGAAAGCCGUUAGAGUGCUGCAUCAUCUCAGACAACCCCAGAGAAGAGGUCUCUUUCACUGAUGGAAUCAACCCAUUUGAUUCCAAUAACAAUGAGGGACAGCGUGCAUCUUCUUGGGAUAGCAAACUAUCUAGUGACAAUCUUAGUUUGGCCACUACUCCUCCUCCCAGUCCAACUUGGAAUCUCAAAAUGUUGUGCACAGCAGUCAGUCCGGAAAUCAGGAGACUCCAGCUAGAAAAGGAAAAUGGUUUUGAUGAGAGCAGAUCAUCAACAUCGGCUAGCUCGUUAAACAAUGUGACAUCAGUUUUAAGUCCGUCGGAAGAAAAUAGCCAUGAAUGCUUUGAUUUUGGCUCAUCGCAGGACAGUAGUUUUAGCUUUGAAAUGGAAGUACAGACCUCUAGGAAAGAUAAAUCUCUCGGAAAGCUUUGUGAUAAGUUUUUGCAGAAAUACCCUGAGCAUCCAGGUAUUUUGAAAAUAGAUAUAUGCCUAGAUGAGGUGGCUAAAGAACUAGCUGUAGAACGUCGUAGAAUCUAUGACAUAGUCAAUGUUUUGGAGAGUGUAGAGAUUGUGAGUAGAGCUGCCAAAAAUAAAUAUACCUGGCACGGAAAGACAAAUCUGCCCCAUACACUAGUCAAGUUAAAGGUUUUAGCCCAGGAAGACAAGAUAGCUGAACAGCUGACAAAAAUCAAAGAGCAAGAGAUGGCUAAAGAGUUGGAAGACUGCUCAGUGGAAUCAAAUAGGCUUACAAUAUUGGCUACCAAUCAAACCACCAAGAAGGCAGAGGGAAAAACAUAUGAAAUUAUACCAACAGUAUUGCGAAGAAAGGACAAGUCAUUGGGUAUCAUGAGUCAGAAGUUUCUUAUGUUGUUUCUUGUCUCCAAGCCUAAAACUGUUAAUCUUGAACUCUCUGCUAAAAUAUUGAUAGGCGAUAGUGCAAUGGAUAACAUUGAAGCCUCAAAAUUUAAGACUAAGAUUAGACGAUUAUACGAUAUAGCUAAUAUAUUAACGAGCCUGAAGCUCAUAAAAAAAAUACACGUGACAGAAAUUAGAGGACGCAAGCCUGCUUUCCAGUACAUAGGGCCUGAUGUUGACGAUGUACACGAGUUUGAAGUUUGUUGUAAUGAUGGUUGUCAUCGGCCCAGCUCACGCCACUCACUCUUAGACUGUGUUCGGAAUGAAAAUGUGCAAUCUCUCAUGCAUGGUUUUCGCCCAAUAAAACCGGCCACUGUGAUGUCCUCAUUAGAUGUAAGAAAUGAUUUAAAAUUGAAGAUUACACAACAACCAGGGAGUGACACUCAGACAGGUAUGACCCGCCAUUCUUCCUUUGACGAAUUUUGCAAAGUUGUGGAAAGGGAGCGCAACUUGCUCAUUGGUUCUACGUCGGAGCCUACUAGUCCUGUUAAAAAGCUAGACUUUGAAGGAAUCCAGGAAAAUGGACCUCACAAGUUUGCAAUGCCUGUAACCAUUACCAAACACCUUAGUUUUGAUGAUGAAGUGCUGAAGCACCAACAUUCGCAAAGGGCAGUGCACAGCAUCCCUGCCAAAAUCAUUCAUAAGCCACAAGCUUUACCAGCUCAACCCAAAAAUAACCUUUUGUGUGCGCCCACCCCAGGCACGAAGCCAACAGAGACAAUUAUACUGUCAAAAAGUGGUGAGAUCAAGACUGUUAAUACUCAUGGAGUUCCUCAGCAGAUACCGCUGUCAAGGUCACAGUUUGAGCAGGUUUUGCAGUCAUUAAAGCUAGCCAAACCUCACGCUCAGAGGCAGAUAAGUUUCAACAAACCUCCUGAAGAUGAAAUCCCUCGACAAACUUUCUUGGGUAAAUGCCUCCUGCAGUCUCCAGAAUAUGAUAUGGCCUCCCUCAAUGAGACCAGCCCGAUGCAUGGCACGACCUUUCUCAACCGCACACUAAAGCGCAACAUGGUGGAAAUUAAUUUGCCUGACAAUGCAAAACGCUUGAAGCUUGAUUCUACUGAAGGGCUUGUGCCUGCUGAUAAGGUUUCUGACUUGCAUGCUUCUCAUGAUGUCAAAAUUGGUCUGAGACGACUUAAUAGCAUGCCAACAAAUCAGUCCAGCUCUGCCUUAGCCUCCAACAGACACAUGUCGCAAAUCAUUGUACACUGUGUCAAUAGGCCUCAGGCUGCACAAAGGAUUACUCUCCAUAUGUCCAACGACCAGAAAGGCCCUUCAUUUGUGAGCACUGGAACCUCCACUGAUCCCACUGCUGACACAAGCAUGGAUAGUCUGAUACUAACCCCAGGCACCUCUUUCACCACCCCUGCCAGAACUAUCACAAGUACCCCCAAAAAGACCCCCAUUCCUAUCAGAAUAAUUGCAAAUCCGAACCUCUCUGCUGGAUCUCCAAUGAGCUUGCUGAAGAACCCGCUGAAUCAGUCAUCUUUGGAAGAGUCUUCUUUCACCCUACCCUUGACACCCAUCAGCCAUCUCCAGCCAGGUCUUCCAGCCACCUCCACCCCACAUGGAGAAAAAACUGCCAUAGUCCUGCCGAAUGGUAAUUUGAGAAAAGUGCUGACAACUAUGCCACCUUCACAUAGCUGUGCAAGCUCUCCAUUUAAAGUUGUCAUCCCAGCUCCCAAGCAGCCCGGAACAUUUCUACUUAAAGUUCCAGCUAACAAGUUAAGUAAAACUGCUUCCAUGUAACCUUUAAAUUUUUUUAAAUUUAAGAAAUAUGUUCAAUUGUAACAUAAUUUUUUUUUUUAUUAUUAUUAUUAUAUGUAAACAAAAACUUGGGGAAACUAAGAAUUGUACGAAUUUUUUUUUUUUUUUAUAAUUAUCUAACACUAAAUGUUUUUUGAUUUCCAUAGACAGCAGUAAAACAAAUGUCUUGAUUUGAUUUGAUUUUUUUUAAUUUUAUUUUGAUUUUGAAAAUUAGUGAAAUGUAAAGGGCAAAAACUUUAUAGUAGAAUCUAGAUAUUGAAGUAAAACAAAAUGAACUGUGCCAUAUCUGUCCUGCCAAGUUGUUAUAAAGUUGUUACUUAACAUUUCUGCUUAUCACUUGUGUUUCGCUAGGCUUGAACUAAAAUUCUCUUCUAAAUAAAAGGACAUUUUAUUGCUUACAAGUGUUGACCCUUAUUUUAGAGGUCAUCUUUGCAGUAAUAGAGGGGACAAACUAGGAGGCUGUUUCUUUAGGGCACAAGAAGUUUCUCUGUAAUUUUGAUUUGAAAAAGUUUUGGUUGUGCUUUAUCAUUGGCGUUAUUUUUUAAACAAAAACUAUUUUCCCUGUCAGUUUUUGUGAGCACUUUUAUUCUCAUUAUCUCAUCUCAUACAGUUUUUGUUUUAUAUAGGAGAAAAAGUUGCAUUUAAUGUCUCUUGUUUCAGGCCAUGUGUUUCUUCUGUUUCCUUAUUGUAAGAAUUGUAAAGAAUGUAAAUAGGUUUUGUUGGUUGUCCCCCAUUAUAUAUGCACUUAAGAAACAAUUGUCUGCUCUGGUUUUUUUUUUUAUAUCUGUGUAUGAAUAAGUUAGCCUUAUUUUAUUUGCUGUAAUUCAAUGUGCCAUGCUUAUGUGUUGUCUUCUCCAAUAGCUGGUGUACUUUUUAUUUUGCAGAUCUAUAUCAAAUGUGAAAAAUGAAAACUGCAUUGUGAUUGGUCCUUUUUUUUUUUUAUAUAGAGAAAAAAAUUACCCAAUUUGCUUGUGCACUGGCUUUAAAUCCCCUUCUUUCUCAAUUAUUUUAAUUUGUUAGAAUUUCCUAAAAAUCACAUUUUGUGAUAUCUUUUUUUUUUUUUUUUUAUGCGUAUGACUUGUGCUUUUGUUUUACAAAGAUUUUUAUUUAAAAAAAUAGAAAUUACUCGGAAAAUUGAAUUGUACCAUAUGCUGUUUCCUCCUUUAAUAUUUUGUUCCAUUUUUUAUAGUAAUCAUCUGAUCUGUUCCAUUAAACAAAACAUUUAUCUCUAUAAUUGAAAAAAAAUAUAUACAUAUAUAUUUAUAUUUAUAUCCAGUAUCAUGUUGUCCACUUCUCUGUGGACUUUGUUGAAUUUCUUUUAUUGCCUAAAUUUUGUUUUAUUCUUAAUAACUGAAGCUGGGUUUCGUUAUUUGUUUGUUUUCUUUUCCCCUAGAAGAAACUAAACAUAACAGCUGAAAUGUAAUGUAAAGUUGAGUGUAUGAUUAAUUUAUUUCAACUAAAUUAUUAAAUUAUUUAUGUUUCGUUAAAUAUAUAUAUAUAUAUAUUUAUUUUAGUUGUUUCCACUGAGGUGUGCUUCUUCAAGGAUUAUGCUCCUGUCUUCGAGGGACAAUUAUUUAUAUAUUGUUUUAUAAUUAUCUGAUGUUAAUUUUUUGUAUUGCACUGAAUGAAAGUGUUCUAGGUGUUUAAAAGCAUGUAAUCGUUUUUGUGCAGUUUUAUUGUACAUAUAUUGUCCUCACUUUCUAGUUAUCUAGAAGCUUGGCAGUUUCCUAAACAGAUUUUAUGUAUCCGUGUGUAUAGAUAACUGUACCACCAAUGUGCAUGUUCCAUCUGGUUGAUUUGGCCUGGAGAAAAGUUUUUAGAUUUUUUUUGAUUUUUUUAAAAUCAUGACAUGCGAAAUUAAAUUUGCUAACACUUUUUGACAUUUCUUUGGAAGUCAAGCGUUAGAGAGUGUUCAUUGAUAUAUUUAUCUUGAAAUAAAAUCAAGUACAGUUCUAAAGAUUAUAGUAUUUUUAAUAUAGUUCAUUAUUAUUGUUAUUUUAAUAUCAGACUUUUAUGGCAUCAGAUCACAAGGUCUCACUCUGUACAAGUUUUCUGCAUAAUUAUUUUAAUUCAUAGACUAUAUACCAUUUUUUGUUUGAAUGUAUGUAAACUAGUAUAAAAGUUUAAACUAGCUGUGUGUCAUUGGCAGUUGUGUAACUAGUCUACACAACAGAUCUGUUUGUUAUGAUAUAUACUUGUUACAAAAAAUGAUGUUACAACCAUUACAUCCAUUUUAAAUAGAAUCAAUUUAAAAACACUUUUUUGAUUAAACUUUGACAAGACACUAAUGUCCAUAUGGCUUGAAAACCAUCAAAUGAAACACUAGCUGUUUUUUUUUUAUAUAUGUUCUAGGGUAUGUUUUAAAAAAAAAAGUAAGUUGGAUACUUAAAGAUAAACAUUUGCAUUGGUGUAGACCUGAUCAUAGUAUAUACAUUGGUGACCAUCAUCAUUAGAUGUUUUCAUUUUAUUCAUUAUACUUAAACCACAAACAAUGCUAACAUUUAUCCAUUAUUGACCCACACCAGCAUAGCAUCACUCUUAACAUUUUCAUCACUCAUUUUAACGAACUUGUGUCUUUGAACUAUUUUUAAAAGUAUUUUUAUAAAUAUCCUUUGCGAAUAUGUUAUCAAAGAGUUGAAACCUGAUUCCCAACAUACAACUGUGUUAAUUGUAUUUUGAUAAGUAUUGACUUGUGUUUUUGAGAUACUAAUGAUUUGUUGAACUGCAUGAAAAGACAUUAUUGGUGGUGAUCAAAAAAUAAUGGCAGGGUUUUAUGUUGUAAUAACACUUGCUCAGAGAACGUUUGUAUGAUUGAAAUUGCAAGUAAUUAUUAGCCUAGUAAUGAGUAACUGUAUUUAUUACUUUUAACAGCUGUAGUGAUGGGUGAUAUUAGGCAGGGCUGCCCAAGUUUCUUACCUAUCAGAUGUUUGUACUUAGGACACAAAUGUUUAUUUUAGUUUUUUUUUUUUUUUCACUUGCUAUUGUCUAUACAUCACUUUGUUUAUAUCAUUGGCUUGACCUGUUAGUUCACCCAUUCAUCUCAUGUUUAGCCUAGAAAUGACCUGCAUCAGGCUAUUGCUCUAUAGGACUGGGGGUCUACCAACUGUGCAUUUGAAUCAUCUUUGUUAUUACAUCCUUUUGAAUUUGUAUUUCCUAUACUACAUGUGAUACAAGUAUUAGGUUGUCUCUUGUGUUGACUUGUCACUAGGUGUGUUAAAGAAUUUCAACUUGGUGUGUUGUGUGUAGAUACAAAGUGCGUUUGUGUGUGUGUGCCUCUUACUGGGCAGUUAGGUCAUUCAGCUCCAGAAGACCUUUCGUCUUUCAUGUUAAGUUGCAAUAGUAUUAAAGUGUUUAAUUGUAGUCUUGACUGUAUUCCUGUGUGUUGGCUGUCGUGACAUCUAGAUGUGUUACUGUGUUGUACAGUAUUGUGUGGGAUGGCUGUGUGAUAACUGAAACUCAACUUCUCCUUCAUUGAGUUGUUUCUUGAAUAAAAUUUUAUUGUAAUAAUUUCA